Hemicordylus capensis (graceful crag lizard) is the source of this 1452-nucleotide messenger RNA. Its product is annotated as olfactory receptor 6-like. The transcript is spliced from 2 exons. Gene Ontology annotation, molecular function: olfactory receptor activity; G protein-coupled receptor activity. Gene Ontology annotation, cellular component: membrane. Gene Ontology annotation, biological process: G protein-coupled receptor signaling pathway. The record is from RefSeq and is a predicted model, not a curated record. Lineage: Eukaryota; Metazoa; Chordata; Lepidosauria; Squamata; Cordylidae. The coding region runs from base 164 to 1099 and encodes 311 amino acids.
UAAAAAAACUCUCAGGAAAGCCCAAUAUCAGGAUAAUUUGUUGCUUCCUGCACAAAGACGUGCAUUCACUGAACGUCAUCUGAUGCCCUCAGCUGCAGAAGAAGGAGGCUCUAAUAUAGUGUCCUGAAAACACCAGCUCUACAGCAUAAGCACAUUAUUCAGAAUGCAAUGGAAGAACAGGACACAAGUGUUUAUCCUGAUAGGCUUUCCUGGAAGUGUUGGAUUGCAGACGUCAUUGUUUAUUCUUUUCCUGAUUAUGUAUGCACUGACAGUAAUGGAAAAUAUGGUUAUCAUUCAACUAGUCUGGUGGAAUGUCAAGCUUCAUAAGCCUAUGUAUCUCUUUCUGGGCAAUCUUUCUUUCUUAGAGAUCUGGUAUGUCUCAGUCACUGUACCCAAGAUGCUUGUCGGCUUUUUGACCAAGGAGGGAAAGAUCUCUUUCACAGGUUGUAUGGCACAGCUGUACUUCUUCCUGGCUCUAGCAUGUACAGAGUGUGUCCUCCUAGCUGUUAUGGCCUAUGACCGCUAUGUCGCCAUCUGCAACCCACUGCGCUACCCAGCCAUUAUGAGUCGAGACUUUUGUGUUCGUCUAGCAGCUGGUUCAUGGCUGAGUGGCUUUUCCAUAGCCAUGGGGAAGGUCUUCUUCAUCUCACGUGUGAGCUACUGUGGACCCAAUAUCAUCAACCACUUCUUCUGUGAUGUCUCCCCACUUCUCAAUCUGGCCUGCACUGAUAUGUCUCUGGCUGAGCUCAUGGACUUCCUUCUUGCUUUACUCAUUCUUCUUGGCCCUUUAGGUGCAACAAUUGCCUCCUACUUCUGUAUCAUCUCCACAGUCCUACGUAUUCCUUCAGUCAAAGGGAAGCAAAAGGCUUUUUCCACGUGUGCAUCACACCUUCUUGUAGUCACAAUUUUCUAUGCUGCCUCUCUUUUCAUCUAUGCCAGGCCCAGGGCUCUCACCUCUUUUGACUCCAACAAGCUGGUAUCUGUUAUCUACACCGUACUAACACCACUUCUCAACCCUGUCAUUUACUGCUUGAGGAAUAAAGAAUUUAAGGAUGCCCUAAGCAAAACAUUACAUGGAGCGAGGCAUUUAGCCUUUUAAUGUAAGAGACUUGGAGGCAAGUCUCACGAUCAAGAAGAACCGCCUUGAGAAGGUUAGCAGGGAGAGUGGGCUUAGCCCGCUCUCCCUGCACACGAGCAGUCAGUCUGCUCUGGGCGGCUGCUUGGCUGUGAGCCCGGUGGUUCUCACGAUAGGUUUCCUAGAUUUGCUUACCCAAAUGGAGGUUUGAGCCCGGUGGUUCUCACGGUGUGUUUCCUAGAUUUGCUUACCCAAAUGAAGCUUCUGUUUGUGUGCUGUUAAUGGGAUACAAGCUCUCUCACCUCCAAACAAAUGUUUGUGUUACCUGACCUAUUAUGUGUUAGAAAUAAAUAAUAUGUUAUUGGCUAAGCCUUCAA